This is a messenger RNA of Agrilus planipennis (emerald ash borer), 772 nucleotides long. RefSeq lists its product as uncharacterized. The record is from RefSeq and is a predicted model, not a curated record. Bases 64 to 594 code for a protein of 176 amino acids. NCBI's taxonomy places the organism in Eukaryota, Metazoa, Arthropoda, Insecta, Coleoptera, Buprestidae. The transcript has 3 exons.
CCAAGCAUCCUUAACUUAUUUACAAAUGUAAAAAAUAAAAUCAAGAAAGAAGUGCAACUAUUAAUGGUGAGCUUUCUUUCCUCACUGUUAGCUAUUGCUGUAAUAUGUUCCAAAGGAAUUGUAAUACGCACAUCAACGGAAGGAUUCGUAUCUUCCGAUGGGUUAAAGACAGCAACGAAAUACAAUAUUGAGAACAACGCUUCCACUAAUUUUUUAGUGGCAUUGCAACCAAAAAUCCACCAACAUUUUAAACAAAAAUCAUUGGAUAAAAGAGAUUAUGAAGGUAAGCAAUUAUAUUAUUCAUUGGCUCAUACAAACAAUGAGGAAAUCGAUUCUGGAGCAACGGAUACUGAGAAUCCUCUAAUUCCAGCAUUAGCUUUGAACUCUUAUUUGUAUCGUUUUCCAACAAUCUCCAAAUCCAAUCAUCCGGAACUACUGCCACUCAAUCCAUUUGUUUCCUUGUUGCUCUCCCAUUAUGGCAGAUAUAUCCCGUUGAGAAAAUUGCAUGGGCGUAGUAUUUAUGGAUAUUCAGCAGCUAAUAACUACCAUAACAAUAAACCAUUUGGAGCAUAUAAAAUUUAUGAAAACGAGUGAAUUGUAAUGGUCAAUGUAACUAAAAUAUUUUUUACACUUGUGAUUUUAACUAGACGGUUUUAACAUUGCUGAUAACCAUCAAUAUGAAAAAAGUUCAACAACUGCAUUUCAUUUAGUAGUUUGUUUAAAACACUUUUCGGAGUGCCUACUCAUAGAUUCAGUUUUUCACACGUAAUUU